UGCUGGAAGACGUACUUGGGGAGGCCGGAGACUGACUGGAUUCGGAGAGAGUCAAUGACCGUACUAGGGAACGGUUUAACCGUUGUAGACCACCACGAGGAAGCGUUGUCCGUAAAAGAGGCCGAGUUGUCUGUGAAGCGGCGCGUUGGCGCAUCAAGAGGAGAUUUGCUCGUCGUGCAGGGCAAUAUUGCGAAUACGUAUGAUAUGCUCGGGCGGAAGGAAGAGGCCCUGCGAUUGAAUCGAGACGUAUACUCCGGGCGGGUGAAGCUCAACGGCGAAGAACAUGAACAUACCCUCGUGGCGGCCAACAACUACGCUGCGUCCCUUAUUGGUCUACAGCGCUUCGAAGAAGUCAAGGUAAUUAUGCGCAAAACGAUUCCCGCGGUGCGGCGCGUUCUCGGAGACUCGCAUGGGUCCGCGCUCGGUAUGAGGAGGCUUUACGCGACCGCGCUCUACAGAGACCCCGCCGCCACCCUCGAUGACCUCCACGAGGCCGUGAUGACGCUCGAAGAGACGGCACGGACCGCACGGCGCGUGCUCGGUGGCGCGCACCCGCUCACCGCGAGAAUUGAGGACGCACUGCAAAAAGCGCGAGCAGCGCGCGACUCCAAAGAAACGCCGCCGGGGAGCGUCUAA
Molecule: messenger RNA, 636 nt
Organism: Pelagomonas calceolata
Lineage: Eukaryota; Pelagophyceae; Pelagomonadales; Pelagomonadaceae
Source: the annotation of a GenBank genome assembly